AUGGGAGUAUACAUACCACCACCUAAUGAUAAAGAUGAUGGAGAUAAAAAGAAACAGGAUACUAACUCCAAUCUGAACCAACCAACCUCCCCAUCAUCAUCAUCAUCAUCGCUGUCAGGUUCCACAACCAUAUAUAUCCCAAACCCAGCUUCAUUGAUUCCACGGAAUCCCAAAGUUGGUUUAAUUUGGGGUCCCUUAACACCAGCAUCUGAUAACUUACCUGCAUUAUACUCGAUGAUCGGAUUACAAUUUGCAAUUGGAUGUGGGUUUUUCAAAUACGCCCGAACCUUAUCUCGACUUCGACCAAUUGGCGGGUUUCAACAACCUCAAUCUCACAUGGCUCCGAAAUUGGUGCGUACUGGCCCCAUUUGGAAAAUUGCCAUGAGUGUAGUUACCGGAUCAUUGUUAUCAUUUGGAAGUGGGUUGGAAUUGUGUCGAGUUACAUUACCUUACGAUCCGUGGUAUGAUGAAGCACAACAUUAUCGACGCAUGGCGAUAAAGAAUGGUGAUAAACCAAGCUCAUGGUUCGGAGCCUACAGAUAUUAUAAACCAAUGGAUUUUAAAACUUGGAUCGAUAAAGUGGGCGAUUGGAUUGAAAAUGUUGAAAAGGAAAUAAAAAUCGAUGAUCCAGGCAAUUUUGCCAAUUUAUCAUUGGAAUUAGGCAAGAAUAGUAAUGUAAUCAAUGUUCAACGUCAACCUCAAGCGAAUGGAGGGGUAUUAAGUAAGUUGAAUAGUAAAGGGAAAUAUUUGGAAAUUUAUACCAAAUUGAAUGAAAACAACAGAAAAAGAUGGGGGAAACUUUUACGUGAAGAUUUAAACGAAGUCACAGAAUUGAAUAAGGCUCCGAGAUUGGAUUUGAUGCUAGAGGGGAAAUCCGAUUUAAUCAACCCAGAAUUUACAAAAUCUGCCAUAAUCUUAGGGAACCACACUAUGGAUGACGAUGACCAGUUUGAAAUGGUAUGGUUGAAUUUCGAGCCAUGGGAUGAAUUGAAACUAGAUACAGAAUAUGAUAUUCGUCUUGUUCCAAGCUAUUCAGGAACUACAGAUGAAAUAGAAACUGAGAAUCAAGAAUCUCCUGUCACAGAUAAAGUGGCGGCGAAACAGACAUGA
Molecule: messenger RNA, 1110 nt
Organism: Candida dubliniensis CD36
Lineage: Eukaryota; Fungi; Ascomycota; Pichiomycetes; Serinales; Debaryomycetaceae
Exons: 1
Coding region: 1-1110 (369 amino acids)
Cellular component (GO): mitochondrial inner membrane
Source: RefSeq, a predicted model, not a curated record